GUCAAGGGGAGAUUAUCCGACAGAUGAGAAACAUGAUGAUAAAAGUGAUGUUGGCCAAGAAUCAGAGAAGCUUCGUCUUAUUUCAACGGUGGCGUCGCCUGCAAGGGAAUGCUACAGCCCUGUGUGUAGGGAGAUGGGCUACUGGGAGUCAGAGAGACAACACAGCUUGGACGAUGAGCUGCCUGCUCACCCUGACGCCGGCAAUAAUCUGCAGUGUUUUCUAGAAGCUAACAGCCCCCAACCAUGCAGGCCACUUGGCCAUGAAUUGAAUACUAGCCAGAUAAACCAUACAUCUGCCAACAACAAAGUCUCAUACGACAGUUUUCCUUUCAUCGAAAGAGGUGUUAACUUUAGUUCGUCCUACAAAGCUCAGCCUAGCGACGGUGAGAUGGAGCACUCUUUCACUAGAAGAAGGGACACACCUCAGGAUAAGCUGAGACAGUCCAAGACGAAUCAUAAAAAUCAUUACAACGCAAGAAACGUCGUCCAGUCAGAGGUGCACUGUCUUCUGAAAGAAAACAACAAAUACACAACAGCAGACACAGACGACACGAUCUCCUGGCACGAUAUCGGAAAUUCCCUGGACAGAACUUUUUUCUGGGUGUUCUUUUUAGUUACCAAUACGGUCACAGUUGUCAUUCUUGUUCUUUUUGUCAAAAGUGAUCCAUAA
This is a messenger RNA of Candidula unifasciata, 670 nucleotides long. NCBI's taxonomy places the organism in Eukaryota, Metazoa, Mollusca, Gastropoda, Stylommatophora, Geomitridae. The record is from the annotation of a GenBank genome assembly.